This is a messenger RNA of Fundulus heteroclitus (mummichog), 819 nucleotides long. RefSeq names its product mitochondrial ribosomal protein L20 (gene mrpl20). Gene Ontology annotation, cellular component: ribosome. NCBI's taxonomy places the organism in Eukaryota, Metazoa, Chordata, Actinopteri, Cyprinodontiformes, Fundulidae. The transcript has 4 exons. Gene Ontology annotation, molecular function: rRNA binding; structural constituent of ribosome. Bases 141 to 587 code for a protein of 148 amino acids. Gene Ontology annotation, biological process: ribosomal large subunit assembly; translation. The record is from RefSeq and is a predicted model, not a curated record.
UCGCGUUGCUGCUACUUUCUGGUUGAACUCAUAACACCGGAGUCUGUGCCCCAGGAGGCGCAAAGUUGAGGUCAUUUCAAUCCGCCGUUUUAUUUCUCAGCAAAGGAGAGCGAAGCGGACCGAGCUGACGGAAGACUGUAAUGGUGUUUCUAACGCUGCCCUGCUGGAUCCGCAGCCGUGGACCCGACAGGUUCUGGAAAGUCCAGGAACUGCUUAAACAUGCGCGGCACUUCAAAGGGAGGAGGAACCGCUGCUACAAGCUGGCGGUGCUGGCUGUCAGGAGGGCUUUCGUUUACUCCACUAAAGCUCGGAAGUUCAAGAAGCGCAACAUGAGGACGCUGUGGAUCACACGCAUUGCAGCAGCAACACGAGAGCACGGCAUGAAGUAUCCUGCCCUCAUACACAACCUCACCAAGUGCAGCGUCCAGCUCAACCGUCGAGUAAUGAGCGACCUGGCCGUCACGGAGCCUCGGACCUUCCAGUCGCUGGCCAAGCUGGCCCGAGCUCGGCAACAGGAAGGUUUCCGGGCGGCGCUGGGAGACGGCACCGAGCCUCCCGGUGUCCUCUCCAGAGUUAUGCUGCAGUAAAAGGGACUCACUGCAAUCGAGGAUCCGAGGAGCAGCGCUCCUGCCUCGACUGUGUUGUUCAGAGACAUCCACUUCACUGUUGUCGUCAUGUCAAUGUACUUAAAGGGUAAAAUAUUCUGAAAAAUUGUAUUCAUCGGGGAGCUAGAAGCCAGAGUCCUGGUGUGUGUAAGAUGUCUCACUUGUUGAUGAGCGGUCUGCAGUCACGCAGGAAGCUCUGCUGUGAUGGGACACC